Molecule: messenger RNA, 1364 nt
Organism: Mus pahari (shrew mouse)
Lineage: Eukaryota; Metazoa; Chordata; Mammalia; Rodentia; Muridae
Gene: Actl9
Product: actin like 9
Exons: 1
Coding region: 64-1311 (415 amino acids)
Biological process (GO): axonogenesis; cell motility
Cellular component (GO): synapse; axon; membrane
Molecular function (GO): nucleosomal DNA binding; protein kinase binding
Source: RefSeq, a predicted model, not a curated record
UACUGGCACCCAGUGUGAAGAGGUCCUCUUUGUCAAGCAACAUUACGAGGCCAUCUGCAGCCUAUGGAUGUCAAUGGACACCCAAAGUUGGAGCCCUCCCCUGAGACUCAUGGGCCUCUUCCCCUGACCUCUAGUACACUCAUGGUGAGCAAGAGUCUACAGCAAGAUUCCCUCAGUAUGGUGGGUGACAGGCUCCCACCAAAAACUGGUGCUGUGGUUAUUGACAUGGGCACAGGCACCUGUAAGGUAGGCUUUGCGGGACAGACCCAACCCACCUACUCGGUGGCCACCAUCCUGGGUUGCCAGCCCAAGAAACAAGCUACCAAGGGCCAGUCGGAGCUGGAAACUUUUAUUGGGGAGGCAGCCCGCUCCCGCCCAGAACUGAGGUUGGUGAAGCCUAUUCGCAAUGGCAUUGUAGUGGACUGGGAAGCGGCCGAACUAAUAUGGAGACACAUCUUGGAACAUGAUCUCCAAGUAGCCACCCAUGAGCACCCUCUACUGUUUUCGGAUCCACCCUUCAGCCCUGCCACCAACCGAGAAAAGCUAGUAGAAGUGGCCUUUGAGUCUCUGCACGCCCCAGCCUUAUAUGUGGCAUCUCAAUCUGUAUUGUCAGUCUAUGCUCACGGGCGUGUCAAUGGACUUGUUGUGGACACCGGCCAUGGAGUCAGCUACACAGUGCCAGUUGUUCAGGGUUACAACCUACCCCAUGCCAUCCAACGCUUGGACCUGGCAGGCAACCAUCUUACUGCUUUCCUAGCAGAGAUGCUCCUGGGCUCUGGCUUCUCGUUGCAACAGGAGGACCUGGACUUGGUAGAGAACAUCAAACAUCAUUACUGCUAUUUGGCCCCAGAUUUCCAAAGGGAACAGGCCCGCCCAGAUCAGGAGUGCAAGCAAACCCUGAAGCUUCCUGAUGGACGGACUGUCACUCUGGGAAAGGAGUUAUUCCAGUGCCCAGAGCUUCUAUUCCAUCCCCCCGAGAUUCCAGGAUUGUCGCCCAUGGGCCUCCCAGCCAUGGCUGAACAGAGCCUCCUCAAGGUGCCUCAGGAGCUACGGCCUCAUGUGGCCCAGAAUGUGAUACUAUGUGGAGGCUCCUCACUCUUCACCGGCCUGGAGGGUCGCUUCAGGGCAGAGUUACUGCAUUCUCUGUCCCCUGAGGACCACGUAGUGGUGAUGGCACAGCCCAACAGGAACCUCUCCGUGUGGAUUGGAGGCUCCAUUCUAGCCUCAUUGCAUGCUUUCCAGUCCUGUUGGGUCCUACGGGAACAAUAUGAAGAAAGGGGACCCCAGGUUGUAUACCGAAAAUGCUACUAACAUGGGGAAAGGUGGGAAGGGCUAAGGGCAGUAAAGCUUUCUUGGCAAGCAAA